AGUGUUUGUUUGGGGUAGCAUUAGGAUACACAUCUUGCCUUCACUCUUAGAAAAAUCACACUGCCCAUGAGGCUUGAACAGAAAUGUGGUCGACCACUUUUGUUUAUCAGUGAUGCCUGCACGAUGACAGACAGUCUAGGCAGCAGGAGUGAUAACUCUGGACAAUCGAUCGUGCUGUCAGGCUCCAGAGCACGCAUGGAUGUCGUUUGCGUGCUGGACCUGUGCCACUCGGAGAGACUGCAGCAGCGCAAAAAGGCCUGGGAUGCUGUCAGAAGCAGCUGUCUCUCCGUCAAUGCCAAUUGCUACCACAUCCAGUUUGAAAAGCUUGACUUUGGCGAGACCAAUGUCUUGGACCAAUUUUACAAUGCCGACGUUGCCAUCGUGGACCUAUCGAUUGUCAUGCAGCAGCGGACUCUCUUCUACCAUCUUGGGGUCCGUGAGAGCUUUGACAUGAAGGAGAACAUACUUCUGUACAAUGAUUACGACUCAACAGUUACCAUGCCUCUGAAGCUGUCAUGUGGCAGUUACACCUUCAUAUCCUACCGGACCCUAGAUGGGGGACAGUGUGUGAUGACAGAACCAAGCAUGAGAAUAGGCACAGAAGACAACUCGACCACUGACUGUAAAAUUCUACUUUCCAAUAAACUUCGCAAACAGCUACAAGAUGUUGAGAUUCAGACAAAGGCCCACAUGAAAGAGAAGUUUUUGGCAGACUUGCGCAAAAUGAGGGAAGUUUUCUCAGGGGAAGAACUAAAGAAGCAGUUACAUAAUCUAAGGAAACGACUGGAUGACCCCAAUAUCCUCUCAGGUGAUGUUGUGCUCAACAUGCUGCUGUCACUGCGGGAGAUUCAGGACUAUGAUGCAAUGGUGCAGCUUGUAGAUGAUCUCAAGACCAUCCCUAACAGAAAAUUGUACACCAGUACUCCAGCAAUUAGGUUCCUCUAUGGCUUUGCACUUAAUAGACGAAACAUGGAGGGUGACAGGGAGAAGGCAUUAGCAGUUAUCACAAAAGCUUUAGAGAAGAAAGAAAAUCAAGUUCCGGACAUGGUGUGUUUGUGUGGCCGUAUUUACAAGGAUAAAUUUGUAGAAUCCCAACAUACAGACCAGGAAAGUUUGCACAAUGCCAUUUAUUGGUACAGAAAAGGCUUUGAGGAACAGCCAAAUGAAUACGCGGGAAUCAAUUUGGCAACGCUUCUUGUCAUCGAUGGCAAUGACUUCUCAAAAUCAGCUGAGCUGCAGCAUAUUGGAAUGGUCCUCAACAAUCUCAUUGGCAAGAAGGGCUCACUGUCAUCUUUACAAGAUUACUGGGAUGUGGCAACCUUUUUCGAGAUCAGUGUGCUGGCAGAAGACUAUGGCAAAGCGAUCCAGGCAGCAGAGUGCAUGUUUAAGCUUAAACCUCCCAAUUGGUACUUAAAGUCCACCAUUGGCAACAUCAUGCUCAUCAAUAGGUUUAGGAAGCGAUCAGAAGACAACGAGCCAACUCCAGAAGAGAAUAUCUUCAAUUUCUGGAUUGACUACUUCGUGGAGGGCACCAAGACAGAGUUGGGGGAUGUCAUCCGCUUUCCAAUUCUGAUAUUGGAACCAACGGGGAUGUACCAGCCAAGCUAUUAUUUACCCAGCUAUGUGACUGCCAACCUUGGAGCUGAAGAGAAAAGCAUCCAGCUCUCAAAUCUCUGUAUUGACAGAAUGAAGGGAAUAUGUAGACGUGUUCAUGAGUGGCUCUUCACUGCCAGCAGCAUCAAGUCAAUAACGUUGUACAAACGGGAUGAGCGUGCAGUGUUCCUAUAUGUGCAAGAAAACUCGGAUGACUUCCAGAUGUUCUUCCCAUCAGAGCAGUGUAGACAGAUCUUCUUCCGAUUGGUGUUGGAGCUGACAGCCAACCAGAAGGGGACUGUCAUGGACCUGGAAGCAGAAUUCUCCUCUGGACCCAUUCAGUAUGAAUAUGAAUUAGAAGACAGUGGAAAGCGCCUAAUACUAGGAAAAGGUACAUAUGGUGUAGUGUAUGCAGCAAGAGAUCUGAACACACAAGUCAGAAUUGCUGUGAAGGAAGUCCCAGAGAAAAAUAUAGGGGAAGUCCAGCCUCUGCAUGAAGAAAUCAAACUCCACUCGGAGCUCCGCCACCGUAACAUUGUACAGUACCUAGGGACAGUGUCAGAGGAUGGUUUCUUCAAGAUCUUCAUGGAGCAGGUUCCAGGAGGGUCUCUCUCUGCUUUGCUUAGGUCAAAGUGGGGGCCCCUCAAGGAAAAUGAGGCAACUAUUGCCUACUACACAAAGCAGAUCUUGGAAGGAUUGAAGUAUCUGCAUGAUCAGAAAAUAGUUCAUAGGGAUAUUAAAGGUGAUAAUGUUCUAGUCAAUACUUACACGGGAGUUGUCAAGAUCUCAGACUUUGGUACCUCAAAACGUCUAGCUGGAGUGUGCUUGAGCACAGAGACCUUCACUGGCACCUUACAGUACAUGGCUCCUGAAGUCAUUGACAAGGGAGCCAGAGGAUAUGGAGCUCCAGCUGACAUCUGGUCACUCGGCUGCACAAUUGUGGAAAUGGCAACAGGGAAACCUCCUUUCAUAGAGCUUGGCUCUCCUGAGGCAGCCAUGUUUAAGGUUGGCUUAUACAAGAUGCACCCAGACAUCCCUGAACAACUGAGUGAAAAGGCGCGCAGCUUCAUCCUUCGCUGCUUUGAGCCUGACCCCAAUAAGAGGGCAACUGCUGCCCAGCUGCUAGAAGACCCGUUCCUGACUGAGUACGACACAUUGGGAAGGAAGAAGAAGGGCAUGCGCCUGACAAACCAGCAGGAAUUCUCUCGCAGUGUGUCUGUCCCGGCUGACCGCAGCAUCCGUCAGCAUGGCGAUAAGUGCCGUUUAGCCAGCUCUCCCGACGAUGGCCUAGAGUUCGGGUAUGGGUAUGGUUCCCGUUGCAACACAGCUGGCAGCCCCAGUGUCUCCCCAGCCUCCCCCUCCUCCUACCUCUCAUCUCUCUCAUACACCAGCUCAGUUAUGACUGGUUCUGAUCUCGAUGAUGCUCUCAUGACCCGACGUUCCUCAAGCAGUGGUCUUCUCUCGCCUGAUGUGGAGUCACCAAGGACAGAUGGGGAGCAGGAUGGAUUCUACCUUUUGAAAAAAGAUUCUCAGCGACGGACAACUCUCACCAAAGUGUUGGUUCAUGAUCAACAAAAGAUUGUUCAAAUUUGGUUCCAGCGUCUGCAGCAGGAACUGGGCAGUGCCAAGUUAUUACUCACUCAGGACCAGUUAGUGGUUAUAAUGGUUGGUCUGCGUGAAUACAUCCCGGAGCAGAAGAAAUUAGCCAUAGAGCAAGCCUUUGCAUCCCUCAAGAAUGAGACUGAAUUUGAGGAGACUGUGAAUCAGAUACAUUUGGCGCUUUACACUUUCCAAGAUGCUGUGAAUGAUGUUUUAAAGAGUCACAGCAUAAAACCUCACUGGAUGUUUGCCCUUGACAACCUGGUGAGGAGCUCUGUACACUGUGCCAUCACUGUUCUCUCUCCAGACCAUGAGAGCCUACUAGGUUCCCCAGAUGAGAACAUUGGCGUGCUGGGGGGGAGCCCUGGGAGACCACAUGAUGCAGUUGAGGAAGGCAGCACUUCAGGUGUGUCCACCAUCAACUCUACUAAGUCGGCCAAGUUACUCCAUGACUUCCACCACUCAAAGCAGUGCCACCAGCUGCAGGAGAAGUUCCAAGCAGCCAGGGCGGAGAAUCUCAGGUUGCUAGAAGAGCUCUCUCUGGCAGAGAAACGGUAUGGGGACCUGCUGAAGAUGUACCUGUCUGACCGGCGUGAACAGAGCCGCCUCCUGGCUGAGCAGUUGGGUGUGCCCCUACCACCUGUUCUUAAGCCAGAGGAGAGCAAAGCGGAGGGUGACAAUGUGGCUGAAAGCACAGAGAAUAUCGGCAGUGCAGAGAAUACUUGUAGUAAGAGACGCUGUGUUGAAGUCCGAGGAGAAGAGUUAGAAUCGCCUGCUGGUACCAUGGGGUCGCAAUCAAGUGCUGAGACAGUGACUGGAGAGAGUAUUCCUGAGGAUGCUGCCUCCCCAUCACUUGCCCACAAUCCUCAUGAACCCCCCAUGAUCCACGUGUCCUCUCGCAACAUCGAUAUGGAGUUGGUUGCUUGGCUUCAGGCACUGUCAAUUGAUCGUGAUGUUAUUGAUAAGUUUCUAGCUGAGGACUAUACCAAAGAUGAUGUUCUUCUCUGGAUGACUAGAGAUGACCUCAGGAGAAUGCAGAUGAGAGGGGGAGUGGAAUUGCGCAUCUGGCGUAAUGUCGUGCAGUACCGCCAUUCUCAGGGCCUACCAGUCAAUCCUGAAGAGCCCUCUGCAUCUUGCAACACCCCCAAAUCAAGCUCUUCUGACUCGCAUCCCCGUUCAACCAAAUUAUGAAAGAGGGUUGUGUGCCUGUGCUGGUGGUGAAGCAGUCACAGGUUCUUGUGGGAAAAUUAAAGAAGGAUUUUUAUGGGAGGCAAAUUAGCACCUCCUAAUUUUUUUUUAUUAUUAUUUUUUUUUUUUGGGGGGGGGGGCUUUUUUUGGAUUGAAAGAAAAUAUAAUAUUCAGAUUUAGCAUUGUUAAUAAUGAUAUAUAAAAACAAACAAAAAAAUUAAGGUAAACUUUUAAUGAGCUUCUGCGACAGUGCAUUUAGUAAACUUCUAGAGCACACAAUACAAGGAGAAGGAGUCGCCAGGGGAUGUAUAAUGCAUUACGUAUGAUUAAUUGCACUAAUUGCCUAGCCUUCAACCUCUAGCAUUGGGUCAGAGGGUCACAUGGAGUCAGAUAUAAUUUGCUUCAUAUGGUGCUAACAGUACAUAGUGUUUAUGGCAGUUUCAACAACUGUGUGUGAGUUUGUGUGUGCAAGAACUUGAACAUGUAUGUGCUUUCUCUUUGUGUGUGUGUUUUGUUUUCUUUUGCUUGCUUAUAAUAUUUGGUGCUUGAUAUGCCUUACAGAGUUAUGGCAUUGGUUAUGUGUUGAUUUUUGAAUGUCAUCAUAUGUGUAAGUUUUGCAGGAUAGAAGAAAGUCUACAGAGAAAAUUAACUAAAAAUUUACUUUUUUAAGGGGAUAAGGAGGAAGGAUGUAGCUUCCAUUUGAUAAAUUGAACAAAUCUCAUAUAUAAUGAAAUCCUACUGGAUAACCUUUCCAUUAUUCUGAUAAUAAGUCAAGAGAACAUUGCAUGUUCUUGAGUUUUUCAUUUGCUGUUUUAUGUGAAGGUUGUUAAAAUAAAAGCCUUAAAUUAAAUGAUAAGCACAUUUUGUAUGUGGAUUGGGUAUAGGAGAUAAAAGCAGUUUAUCUCGCUUAUCAAAUUAUAGAUGUGAAAUUUUAGUUCUUUGCAAAUGAAGAUUUAUAUUUUGAUGUUUUGUUUUGAUAUAUAUAUAGAUAUAUAUUGUAUAUAGGACAGAGAGAGAAACAAAAGAAAGAUGGAUAUAUAGAUAUAUAUAUUAUUAUGCAGAUGUAAUUAUGCAAUAUUAGAUUAGAUCUGGCUCCAUAUGAACACAGUAAUGGCCACUAAUCUACAAUAGUAUUUUUAUAAUAUAGUAACUAGUAAUUGAUAGAUACUGUGUUUGCCCUCUCUUGGGGUCAUCAUCAGGUGGAGAAAAAAAACGUUGAUAAAACAUUUCGACCAUAACACCAAGCCCCUUCAGUGAUAUGUGAUGAUCUGACUUGGAGACAGUCAUGCUUUAGGGUUACAAUUUUAUCCCUAAGGUUUAUGUCUAUCCCAGAAAUAAAGAUGGUGAAAAAGAGAAGCAUAUCAGAUCGUACUGGGUUUCUUCCUUUUAGGUUACAUUUAAAGUAAUUGGUAAAGAACAUCUUAUUUGCUUUUCCAAACCAACACUGCCAAGAUUCUUCCUUAAUUAGAUACACAGAGGUUAGCUGUGGAAACUCAGUUCCUUUGAGACAGUCUGUCUGAUAGCUAGGUAUAUUUGUACUUGUUGAUAAUGGAUGCAUUCAUGUUGUUGGUUCUAUUGUACUGGGAAAGUAGAUGAAGUGUCUAAGGGGUUGUCUUUAAUAUUUUUCUGUUGUACAAAAAAAAAGAAGGAAGGUUUUCCAUUGUGUGUAUCCUAAAGUGACUAACACUGUAACAAAAAAUCUUAGUAUGUAUUAUUGUUUUACUUUGGAAAUUUUUGAAAAAGUGAAGGGCAGUUUUUAUGCAAAGAAGUUAAAAUUGUGUGUGUGUAGUUGUAGUUCUUUAGAUUGCCAUUCUUUGCUUUCUAGCAAAAAGCUUGUACAUAGACAUUAUUCUCAUGAGUUGUCUUGUGGUACAUUUGAUAUUUUCUUAUGGCAGUUUCUUGGGACUAGACUAAUUCCCAGGCUCACUUCUCACCAAGGGAAGUGAGUACCAAUGAAGAUUUGUAUGUGGCAACCUUGCCUGCUCCUUUCAUUGGUGUCCUCCCUCUACUGCUGUGAUUAUUGGACAGUAUUGACUCCUCAAUACUUCACAGUUCCUGACAAUAUGUGCUUUAUUAGUCAUUGCCUUUUAUUUUAUGUAAGGUGAGGAGGGAAUAGGUCAUCAUGUUUUUUUUAGUCCCAUUUUGACACUAGUAUGGCUCCUGCUUAGUUAGUGAAUUGUUAGUAUUUUUCUCAGCAUCAUAUGCAAAGUUUUAUCUGUGAAUUCUCAUUUAACUUGAUAUUAAAUAUUCUUUUAGAUCUUAAAGCACUUCUAUCUAAAAUAUUUAUGUAGCUGUCGUAAUAGAGUUGCAAACCUUGAUAUGUAUAUUUUCAGAUAUGCAGUAGUACAAAUAAAUAGAGGCAGAUGUUAUAUUUGAUUUUUUUUCUUUCUUUAUGUCUUUCUUUUUCUUUUGUAUAGGAAGAUGAUUAUAUGUGGAUUGUAGGUAAAGAAGAUGUAGCUUUGCAGUCUUCCAGACUCACCACACUAAAUGAUAUCUAUUUUAUAGGCACUGAUGUUCAUUUUGUUCUCACUACUCUACUCUUUGAAAAGCUUUCAUGUAUAUUAGGCUGUUUCCUUUUUUAUGAUAGGUAUGUUAUGGCACAUUAUAUGUAUUCACACCUUGGCUUUCAGAAUGAGGUUUUUAUUCAUUUUCAACAUAGAACUGCCCAGGUAUGUAACAGCUAUUUCCAUUUCUUCUUGAGGAUAAGUAGUCAUGCCUGUUGAUAGUUUCAUGUGCCAUAUAAUCAGAAUAUAGGUAUUGACUGUAGAUAAUACAUUUUAUGACUAUGAGUUUGUGUAUUUUAUAUUUAGUGCUCAAUACUAUCUUGCCAAUGACUCUCUAGGUGCGACUACAUUGCCUUAUGGUUGCACCCUAUCUGCAAUUAACUGUAUUUUCAUUUAUUUUAAUAGUUAAGCCUUCAUGUUACUAGGCUGAAGCCAGUCCCUGUCUGGGUUGCAAGGUCAUUUAUGUAGCCUUAUUGCAGUUAUGCUAGAUUAUUAUUGGAGAAAGUGUGAUGAAAUAUAUGGAAAUUAUUUAGAUCAUAGGUACAAUGAAAAACACAAUACCGUGUACUUUAAAGAACAACAAAAAAUGUAAAUGUUAUCAGUAUUUAGAUAUUCAAAUUUUGUUUCUUGUUCAUAAUUUACAAUCAAAUAUUUUUAACCAUUACUGUACAUCUAUUCUUGCCAUAACGAGCUGAAGCCAAAUGCAGAUUUGCAAAGAUACACACUAUGUGAAGUCGGUCAACUCCAAGUUAUUUGCCCUGAACAGUUGUACACUUUGGCUCAGAGUGUGACAGUUUAGGAGCUGCAGCCAAGCGCACAGGUAUAUAUGUGCUCCCCAAGCUUCUAAUUUUUAGCUGAAUGCGUGUGUUGCCCAGCACAUAGCUUGGUUUGGCAAGCAGAAAUCCCACUACUGUUGAGUUGGAUAAAGUACAUGUGAACCACUUGCUUCCAACACAAAAAAGGUUUUAUACAUGUUCAGUUGGUGAGAUGAAUUUAUGCUCUAAUUUUGAAGCAGCAAAUGAGGUAAAUAAUUUUUAAUGUUUUUACUCUUGGUAAAUCAAAUUUAACCCAUUCAUGCUGGGUACAAUGAUAAGCCACAGACACUGGGUGACAUAUAAUGAUGUGAACCUGUUUCCUGGUGGCCAGGAUGGCAGCUUAUGAGCCGGACAACAAUAGCUCAGGUGUGGAGCAGUGUGUUGCAAAUAUACUCAGGCCUUGCCAAACAUUACCCAAAAUUUUACCAAGUUGUGAAUGGGUUAAGUUUGGUAAUUUUACAUUCAGAUGCACAUUGAUUAUAGUGAGGUCAUGAGAUUAAGGAUUGAACUGGCAUGAUAUCAAUGUUCUGUGUGUGUAUAUAUAGUGACUUACCUCAAAAAUAUAUAUUUUAAAAUUAAUGCUGUUGAGUUGAGGAAAGAGUGUAAAUCGAAGAUAUUUAUUUGUGUAAUAAAGAGAUUCAGAUGUGAUACUCCUGAACUGCAAUUAUACAGACUGUAAACAGAAAAUAUUCAAUUUCUUUGUAGUUUUUGGAGUGCUGGUUGAAUUCAUGUUUUACAGUGUAUAUUGAGACUCAACCAUAACACUACAGAGUGAAUCUUGUCACAGAUCAGGUUGAUUACUGGUGUUAAUCCACUUGUUGCAAUAACUGAAGAAGAAUUUAGAGGCUUUAUAGAAUAGAAUUCAAUACUCUGGGUUCAAUUUUCUAGCAUGGUAAUCUUCUGUGAAGAAUGUUUAUUUAGUAUGAAUUUUAUGUACAAAGGUAUAUUUCAUUUCUGAUCUUUUUUAUUUAACUUUCAUUUUUCUUUUUGUCAUUACAAAAGACAACUAACGACACAGGUCUUUAGUCUCUAUACGUAUUAUUCCUUCAUUGCUAUUCUUCAGUGUUGAUGAGUCGGCCAAAGUAGAGGUUAUUGGAAGCACGUCUGCAGAGGAAGAUACAUGAAACAUUUAUUGAAAACAUAAAGGGAGCCAUUGCUCAAAUUUGUGAUGAAGCAGUGUAACAGACAUGAAAAAACCAACCACAAGGAGUAUUGUUUUUUUGGAUAAAAAAAAAUUGAAUGGGAAAAGUUUGUCAGUUAUAAAGAAUAUUUUUUAAAAAUUGUGUAUUUUUGGAUGCAUUUUUGUCUUUACCGGGAGUAUUUAGCCACAAUUAUUUUUAGAACCAUAUCUCUCAUGGUACAUUACUCAGAAAUUGUUUUUAUAUCCCACUUUCUAGUUAAUUAAUGAUCCAGAGUUUUUAAUUAUAUUAAGCUGUGGUUGUUUUGUGUUUAAAGUUGUGAGUGAGACAGUUUCAUUUUUAGGAGUGGGCACAUUUAUGUUUGAUUAGUUCCCAAACAAUGAUGCUUAACAAAGUUUUGUGCCAGUUUGUAAGCUCAGAAGUUUUACUUUAGAAGAUCAUGCUUUUGAAGGAUAUGGUGUAAGGAAUCUCAUGUAUUGAGGCUGUAAUAAAAAAAUUGUUUUUCA
Penaeus vannamei (Pacific white shrimp) is the source of this 9344-nucleotide messenger RNA. It is a transcript of the gene Ask1, whose product is annotated as apoptotic signal-regulating kinase 1. Gene Ontology annotation, molecular function: ATP binding; protein kinase activity. Gene Ontology annotation, biological process: protein phosphorylation; MAPK cascade. The record is from RefSeq and is a predicted model, not a curated record. Lineage: Eukaryota; Metazoa; Arthropoda; Malacostraca; Decapoda; Penaeidae.